Molecule: messenger RNA, 654 nt
Organism: Tetrahymena thermophila SB210
Lineage: Eukaryota; Ciliophora; Oligohymenophorea; Hymenostomatida; Tetrahymenidae
Exons: 1
Source: RefSeq, a predicted model, not a curated record
AUGGGAAAUAACUCUUCUUGCAAAUCUGAAAGAGAAUUCUUGUGUCAAUACAAUGCCAUUUACUAAGUAAUGUAUGACCAAAAACACAUUAGAGAUUUUCUUCUCUACUUAAGACAAAAGCUAAGCGAAAAUAACCAUUUUUCAACUAUCCCCUAAGAGAAGCUUUUUGUCUGCUUUUAAGAUGACCUUGAAAAUAUCUGCUUGAAGUUAUCCUUGUCUGACUUAGACUAAGCAACUGCUAUUGCUAUUUACGACUACCUACAAUAUAUAAUUUACUCAUUAGGUAAAAUGAGAAACCUUAAAUAAGCAUAUGAUAAUUACAUCUCAAUUUUAAAAACUAAACUUAGUUUGGAUAAAUCAAAACACUGUCAAUAAUACAAACAACUCUUUGAAAGAUUUUUAUCUAAAUAUGAAGAACUCAAAUAAAUUAUUAAUUUGAUUGAAAAACUUGAUUUAGAUACAAUAAAAACUUGCCUUAAGACCUGUGCCAAAAAAUAUAAAAUCCCCCUGAAUGAUUAAACCACAAGCAAUUAAAAUUAAAUAUUUAAUAAAUAAAACAAUGACAAAUGUAGUAUGUAUUAUGGAAGAGAAACCUGCAGCACCAUUCAUUUAAAUGAAGUCGAAUAAGAUGAUUCAUGGAUCGAACCUUUCUGA